This is a messenger RNA of Sceloporus undulatus (fence lizard), 1582 nucleotides long. RefSeq names its product DMRT like family A1 (gene DMRTA1). Gene Ontology annotation, molecular function: RNA polymerase II cis-regulatory region sequence-specific DNA binding; DNA-binding transcription factor activity, RNA polymerase II-specific; protein binding. The coding region runs from base 31 to 1236 and encodes 401 amino acids. The record is from RefSeq and is a predicted model, not a curated record. Gene Ontology annotation, biological process: sex differentiation; regulation of transcription by RNA polymerase II; germ cell development. The transcript is spliced from 2 exons. Gene Ontology annotation, cellular component: nucleus. NCBI's taxonomy places the organism in Eukaryota, Metazoa, Chordata, Lepidosauria, Squamata, Phrynosomatidae.
UCUGUGCGCAGAGCAGAUUGCAAAGGAGCCAUGGCCAAGGCGGGUCCCUGUGCUGCCCCUGCUGCUGCCUCCUUCCUGCUCCCUUCUUCAGCCAGGCUUUUCCUGGGCCCUGCUGCCUCUGCCUUGGCUCUCCCUCGGCGUCCCAAGUGUGCCAGGUGCAGGAACCACGGCGUCCUCUCGGCGCUGAAGGGCCACAAGAGGCUCUGCAGAUGGAGGGACUGCCCUUGCCCCAAUUGCGCCCUCAUCGCCCAGAGGCAGCGCGUCAUGGCUGCCCAGGUGGCCCUCCGCAGGCAGCAGCAGCAGCAGCAGCAGGGCCAAGAGGAGCAGCCACAGCCAGCAGCAGCACCCCCCGCUUGCCACAGCUGCUGCCCGGAGCUCCAACCAGAAGAAAAGAUUCAGAAGUCUGACUUCAACUGCAAUGAAACAGGCAGUUCUGUAGCCCAUGUGCCCAUAUCUUCUCUGAGGUCCUCUCCUGAAACUUCUGGAGGCCAUAGAGAGAAGCCACCUGGCAUACAGAUUCUAGAUGAAGAGGCAAUGGUUCAUCCUUCAGGACCUGAUGAGUCUUUAGGAGGAACAGACAGUUCAACAUCUCUAACGUCUUCAGACAUGGAAUCAGGAAAUGAAAGUGAAUGCCCCAAGGACUUGGCUACCUUUCCUGUCAGUGUUUCUGCUGCUCCUGCUACUGGUGCUUCGAGAAGGAGAGAUCCACUUGACAUCCUUAUCAAGGUCUUUCCCAAUCACAAGCAGAGUAGAUUAGCAAAAGUUCUGCAGUUCUGCAGAGGAGACAUAGUCCAAGCUAUAGAGCAGAUACUGAAUGUGAAUGAAAAGGAACAAGGACUUAGAGAGCAUGGGAUCUCACCUUUGCCUGAAUGUUGUGCUUUCCAGCGAUCCUCUGAUUUUAACCUCUUAGGAGUGCAUGCCAAAGCACCUGGCAGUAAAUCAGCAUUUGCUCCUCUUCAAACUGGUCUGCCUUCUUUGGGGGGAGAGGUGAAUUUUUAUGGUCUAAGUCCUAGACUGGGAAUCAGACCUCUGAGAUUGGCAUACUCCCCUCCAGGAAGAGCUGUCCCUGGAUUGAUGUCUCCCUACCUAAGGACUGGCCUCUUCCCUGCUUUGCCUUUUCACCCAGCUGUGGACUAUUCCUUCUCAGGAGUGAUCAAAGAUGCAUCCUAUUUCCCCAAUAAAGACAUGAUAGUCAGUAGUAAGAUUUAUACCAGAUUAAAUGAACAAAACAAAUAGCAGCCUAAUCACAUCUUUAGUUUUGUAGUACUUAUUCCAGUUAUUGAGGUGUGCUGACAUUACUGUUGAAAGAUACUAUCUUCUUGUAAAGAACUAUUAAGCAGCUUUUAAAACUUUGUAUUUUUUACAAAUAGGCUUUAGUGGGAUUCUUCAUUUUGACAUAAAACAAUUUGAAAGCCAAGAGAAUCCAAGAAUAUCAACUGUGACAUGACUUAUUAGAAUUAGCACUGUUUUUAGAUACAAACUUUCUUAUAUAUUUUCAUACUUUUGGGAGUGGGAAUGCGAGAUUUAAGAGAUUGUGAGAGAAAAUGCAAACUGAAUUACAGAAGAAACCCAAUAAAUUAUA